CUGACCGACUGCAGCUUCUGUCCUGGUGUUGACCAGGGUCGUGGGGAGAGAUGAUGGGGAAGCGACCGGGCAGACCCUGGAGGUCGCGGAUACUGAGCUUCUGGGAAGCCUGUAGUAUUCCGGUGCUUGUCGCGAUCUUCCAGCUGCUGUUGUCUCUGGAAGGAUUGGAGGCUAGGGCGAAGAAUGACUUCAGCCUGGUGCAGCCGCUGGUGACCAUGGAGCAGCUGCUGUGGGUGAGCGGGAAGCAGAUCGGCUCAGUGGACACCUUCCGCAUCCCGCUCAUCACAGUCACUCCUCGGGGCACUCUCCUCGCCUUCGCAGAGGCCAGAAAAAUGUCUUCAUCUGAUGCAGGGGCCAAGUUCAUCGCCCUGCGGAGGUCCACGGACCAGGGUAGCACAUGGUCUUCCACAGCAUUCAUUGUAGAUGAUGGGGAGGCCUCCGAUGGGCUGAACCUGGGGGCGGUGGUCAGUGAUGUGGAGACAGGAGUGGUGUUCCUUCUGUACACCCUUUGUGCUCACAAGGUCCGCUGCCAGGUGGCUUCCACCAUGUUGGUAUGGAGCAAGGAUGAUGGCAUUUCCUGGAGCCCACCUCGGAAUCUCUCCCUGGAGAUUGGCACUGAGAUGUUUGCCCCUGGACCAGGCUCUGGCAUUCAGAAACAGCGGGAGCCACAGAAGGGCCGGCUCAUUGUGUGUGGCCAUGGGACGUUGGAGCGGGAUGGGGUCUUCUGUCUCCUCAGUGAUGACCAUGGUGCCUCCUGGCACUAUGGGACCGGGAUCAGCGGCAUCCCGUUUGGUCAGCCCAAGCACGAAAAUGAUUUCAACCCUGAUGAAUGCCAGCCCUAUGAGCUUCCAGAUGGUUCAGUCAUCAUCAAUGCCCGGAACCAAAACAACUACCACUGCCACUGCCGGAUCGUCCUGCGCAGCUAUGAUGCCUGUGACACACUGAGGCUCCGAGAUGUGACCUUCGACCCUGAGCUCGUGGACCCUGUGGUAGCUGCAGGAGCUGUAGCCACCAACUCUGGCAUUGUCUUCUUCUCCAAUCCAGCCCAUCCAGAUUUCAGAGUGAACUUGACCCUUCGCUGGAGUUUCAGCAAUGGUACCUCAUGGCAGAAGGAAAAGGUCCAGCUGUGGCCAGGACCCAGUGGCUACUCAUCACUGGCAGCCCUAGAGAACAGCAUGGGCAGCGGAGAGGAACAGGCACCCCAGCUAUAUGUCCUGUAUGAGAAGGGCUUGAGCCACUACACAGAGAGCAUUUCCAUGGCCAAAAUCAGCGUCUAUGGAAAGCUCUGAGCUGUGUCCUCACCAGCAGCAGAAGGUCCUGGACUCUGCCUUCAGGACCACAGCUCUACAGAGGAUCUGCUGGGAAUGCCAAAAAGACACUUCCACCUUUCCUUGGACUCGAGCAUUUUGCAAAAUCAACUUCUCUUUGACAGGGAGAUCACUCCAUUAGAACAAAAAGCCCAGCCUCCUCUGACACACAGGAAAGGGCCUCACUUGGGGGCACUUCCUUUCCUCAACACUGAGUAUGGCCCCUACCUUUUCUGCCCUCCCUGGGCAGUGCUGCUCGUUUCUCAGGCAGGGCUAAGUGGGCCUAUAGAAUUGAAAAUUGUGAACUCAGGAACUGGGAGACUUGAGCUUCCUCGGAGGGAUUGGAAGAAGAUACCAGCUUUGAGAAGGGUUGGUGAAAGUUCUCGAAGGAAGAGCAGAGUAUAAGGAACUAAGUGCACCACCCUCACAAAUAUGCUAUUUAUGAAUCGUAAUAUUUGUAACUUGAAAUUUUUAAUGAAGGAGAAUG
This is a messenger RNA of Castor canadensis (American beaver), 1794 nucleotides long. It is a transcript of the gene Neu1, whose product is annotated as neuraminidase 1. Gene Ontology annotation, biological process: ganglioside catabolic process; oligosaccharide catabolic process. Gene Ontology annotation, cellular component: intracellular membrane-bounded organelle; cytoplasm; membrane. The record is from RefSeq and is a predicted model, not a curated record. Gene Ontology annotation, molecular function: exo-alpha-sialidase activity. NCBI's taxonomy places the organism in Eukaryota, Metazoa, Chordata, Mammalia, Rodentia, Castoridae.